Molecule: messenger RNA, 522 nt
Organism: Blepharisma stoltei
Lineage: Eukaryota; Ciliophora; Heterotrichea; Heterotrichida; Blepharismidae
Source: the annotation of a GenBank genome assembly
AUGGACAAGGAGUAUUACCAAAAGUGGAGAGCUGAGAAAGACCCUUCCUUCGCACAAGAGCAAGCAUUCCAAACAAGUUUAUCUAAAUUUUACGGAGCUGAUGAUUCAGACUCCCCAUUAAAGAGACCUUUACCAGCUGAAAAAGAAUUAAGAAAACAAGAGAUCCUUAAGCAAACUUCAGCAAUGUUUACUAGAUCAGAUUCAUGGCACAACCCAGACAAGCGUACUGUCGGAGUCUUCUAUGAAGACUCCAACCCUGAAAAUUUAACGAAAGAAGAAAUGAUGAACAUCGAAAAAAUGAGCCGAGUUAGCAACACCAUUUUUAGACCUAACACCUACCAAAACGAGGACUGGAAAAUUGACGUGUUAACCUCCACUACACAUGCUGAGCAUUGCAAAGAACAAUUUAACGGUGAAGAGCCAGACAAAAAAUUUAACUUGAGGAGAACUGUCAUUUCAGAGUACUCCAAUGCGCUUCAUAACCAGACGGUUUUCAUCAACCCAAAGUUCACUUCUUGCUAA